AUGGCGGACAUCAAAGUGACCACCGUUCGCUUCGACCACCACCCUGACCCAGAUCCUCUGGGUAUAGGAACAGCUGAGCCACGCCUGUCUUGGAGCUUCGCUGGAGAAGCCAAGAAUUGGAAGCAGACGUCGUACGAACUGGAGAUAUCCAAGCCCGGACAGCCCGAAGACGAGCACUUUCGCGUCGAAGAAACAGACAAGUCCCUCUUCGUUCCCUGGCCAUCCAAGCCGCUCAAGUCUCGGGAAACAGCGACUGUCAGGGUCAAGGCUGCUGGCACCCACUGGAAGGCCGAGUUCAUCACAUCUUCACAGCAGACACCCAAGGACAAGCCACACCGGCCCCUUCGAUUCAGGAGCCCAGUGUUCCAUAUCGACGUCAAGGACAAGCUGCCCGCUAGCGGAAAGCCAAGAGCGAGGCUCUACAUCACCUCAUUGGGUGUCUACGAAGCUCACGUCAAUGGCACCCGUAUCGGAGACUUGCAGAUGACCCCGGGGUGGACCAGCUACAAUCACCGGCUGCCAUACCAAGUGUUCGACGUUACCGACCAUCUCGACUGGACGUCCCAGAAUGUCUUGGGGGUCGAAGUAGCCGAGGGAUGGUAUGCUGGCCGGCUCACCUGGGUCGAAGGCGUCCGCAAUGUGUACGGAAACCAGUUGGGCGUGUUGGCGCAGCUUGAGAUUCAGAAGCCCGAUGGGAGUGUCAUACAGGAGGUCAUCUCGGAUGAUUCCUGGUCGACGCACUCGUCAAGCCUCGUGACGAGCGAGCUAUACGACGGAGAGGUAUAUGACGUGCGCGAUGAUCCUGCAGGCGACUGGACAGGUGCCUCUUUCGACGAAGACCAGAGCUGGGACAAGGCUUCUGUGCUCGGUUUCAAGUGGGACGAGAUCUCGCUGAUAUCGCCUGACGUCCCGCCGGUGCGAGUCACCGAGACCGUUCGUCCCAAGAAGAUCUUCCGAAGCAAGAGCGGCAAGACUCUGAUCGACUUUGGACAGAACCUCGUCGGUAAAAUCCAGAUCCUUGAGCCUUUGCAGCUCCAAGAAGGCCAGACUGUGAAGUUGAGGCACGCCGAGGUGCUUGAGAACGGGGAACUCGGAACUCGUCCCCUGCGUAGUGCUGGGGCCGAAGACACAAUCAUCUUCGGCAAGGCAACUACGUUGAAGGACUGGACUCCAAAGUUCACAUUCCAUGGAUUUCGGUUUCUUCAACUUGAAGGAUGGACUCUCGACGACCAGAAAAACCCACCAACAGCAGACAACAUCGUUGCGUUGGUGAUGCACUCAGACAUGACCCGGACCGGGCACUUUGAAUGCUCCAAUAGCCUGGUCAAUCAGCUGCAUUCCAACGUGCUGUGGAGUAUGCGAGGCAAUUUCCUGUCCGUUCCCACCGACUGCCCCCAGCGUGAUGAACGGCUGGGAUGGACGGGCGAUAUCCAGGUAUUCUCGCCAACAGCUUCAUUCUUGUACUCCAGCGGCGGCUUCCUCGCGAACUGGCUGCAAGACCUCGCAGUCGACCAAGCCGCAGCCGGAGGUAUCGUACCCGUCGUCAUCCCCGACGUCCUCACCGGUCGGUCCUCCUGGCCCAACGAACCCCAGGCCGUCUGGGACGACGUAGCCAUCAUCCUGCCCUGGGUGAUCUACCGGUGGACCGGCGACGCCGCCGUGCUCCGGCGCCAGCUGCCGAGCAUGCGGACGUACAUCGACAAGUCCAUCCGCAGGGACCCCCGGAACGGCCUCCUCUGGGACCCGGCCCUCUGGCAGCUGGGCGACUGGCUCGACCCCAACGCGCCGCCCUCGGAGCCCGGGCUGGCGCGCACGGACGGCACGCUCGUCGCCGACGCCUACCUCGUGUAUGUGACUGGGCUGAUGGCCAAGAUCUCUGCCGUCGUCGGGGAGGAGGCCCUGGCGGCGAAGUACCAGGCGGACUACACGCGGCUCAAGGCUGCGUUCCAGGGUGCUUAUGUUGCGUGGUCGGGGUUGGUUUUUGGGGACUCGCAGACGGCUUUGUCCCUGGCCCUCUGCUUCUCGCUCCACUCGUCGCCGGAGCAAGCCCGCAACGCGGCGGACCGCCUUGCUCGACUGGUCAGGUACUCCAAGUUCCGCGUCUCUACGGGAUUCGCGGGGACGCCUCUUGUGCUUCAUGCCUUGUCGCAGAACAAGGAGCACGUGCAAUUGGCAUACCGGAUGCUGCUUGAGAAGGAGUGCCCGUCCUGGCUCUACCCCGUGUCCAUGGGAGCGACGACCACCUGGGAGAGGUGGGACAGCAUGCUCCCCGAUGGGACCAUCAACCCUGGCGAGAUGACGAGCUUCAACCACUACGCCCUCGGCUCUGUGGCGAGGUGGUUGCACGAGGUUGUGGGAGGCAUCAGCAUGCUGGAGCCUGGGUGGAAGAAGUUCAAGGUUGCGCCUGUGCCUGGAGGGGACCUGACAAGCGCCAAUAUCAGUUUUGAGAGUCCAUAUGGGACGAUUGGUGUCAAAUGGAAUCUGUCAGAGGGGCAAAAGAUUCAGCUCAACCUCGACGUGCCGCCCAACACGGAGGCCCUCGUUGUGUUGCCGGGACACAAGGACGCUGACGAAGGCAGUUGGGUGGGUUCCGGGCACCAUGAGUUUGAUGUUUCGUAUCAAGGGCCUGGGAAAUGGCCUCCUCGCUCAAUGCUCACGCAGUUUCGGGAGGAAGACGAAUAA
Molecule: messenger RNA, 2682 nt
Organism: Diaporthe citri
Lineage: Eukaryota; Fungi; Ascomycota; Sordariomycetes; Diaporthales; Diaporthaceae
Exons: 2
Coding region: 1-2682 (893 amino acids)
Biological process (GO): carbohydrate metabolic process
Source: RefSeq, a predicted model, not a curated record